UUUUUUUUUUAUUUCCGGUUAAGCAAUUGAUCUGCAUGUUCCAAUAAGUUUCCCCUAAUUUCUAGAUAUUGGUGAAUAAACCUGAAAGAAAAGUUGGCUCCGCAACGCCGAUCACAGCGCCAAAUGGGCGGCCAGAUGCAACAGAGAAAUGCAACUUCUCUGUAUGAUCAACCUGCUGCGGAUGGUCCUGCUAGUGACGCUGGAGAUGCCGUGAUGGCACGGUGGCUUCAGUCUGCAGGUUUGCAGCAUCUGGCCUCACCCGUGGCGUCUAAUGGUAAUGAUCAACGCUUUCGGCCCAAUCAACUCAUGCAGGGUUAUGGAGCGCAAUCUGCUGAAGAAAAGCAAAGGCUUUUCAAACUAAUGCGGAACCUUAAUUUUAGUGGUGAGUCUGGUUCUGAACCCUUCUCUCCGACAGCCCAAGGCUAUGGGGGCAUGGGUGCAUCGGAUGGUUUCUACUCGCCCGAUUUCAGGGGUGAUUUUGGAGCAGGACUAUUGGAUUUACAUUCUAUGGAUGACACUGAGCUUCUUACAGAGAAUGUUAUGUCAGAACCAUUUGAGCAAUCACCUUUUAUUCCUGCUACUACUAAAGCACUCGAUGCUAACCUUGAUAUCCUGCCCAACCGGCAGCAAAGAGGACAGACAGAUGUAGAUGCUUCUCUCGGAUUGCCUACAUUUGAAAAAGAAAGCAAUUCAAGGGAAAAUAAUGUGGCCAAGAUUAAAGUUGUGGUCCGCAAAAGACCUCUGAAUAAAAAGGAACUAUCUCGCAAGGAGGAUGACGUUGUGAGUGUCAGCGGCAAUGGUCUAACUGUCCAUGAACCCAAACUAAAGGUUGACCUGACUGCUUAUGUGGAGAAUCAUGAGUUCUGUUUCGAUGCCGUUCUUGAUCAGCAAGUAACCAAUGAUGAGGUAUACCGUGAGACUGUACAGCCGAUCAUUCCUAUUAUAUUUCAAAGGACAAAAGCAACUUGUUUUGCCUAUGGUCAGACAGGAAGUGGUAAGACAUAUACAAUGCAACCAUUACCACUUAGAGCUGCAGAAGAUCUUGUUAGAUUAUUACAUCAGCCAGCUUACCGAAAUCAAAAGUUCAAGUUAUGGCUAAGUUACUUCGAGAUCUAUGGUGGAAAGCUCUAUGAUCUUCUGAGUGAUAGAAAGAAACUUUGCAUUAGAGAAGAUGGACGGCAACAGGUUUGCAUUGUUGGAUUGCAAGAGUUUGAAGUUUUAGAUGUUCAAAUUGUCAAAGAAUAUAUUGAGAGGGGUAGUGGUGCUAGAAGUACUGGCUCUACAGGUGCUAAUGAGGAGUCUUCAAGGUCACAUGCAAUAUUGCAGCUGGUUGUGAAAAAGCACAAUGAGGUGAAGGAUACCAGAAUCAGAAGAAACAAUGAUGACAAUGAUACCAAAGGUGGGAAGGUUGUGGGGAAAAUUUCAUUCAUUGAUCUUGCUGGCAGUGAAAGAGGCGCUGAUACAACUGAUAAUGAUCGACAAACACGGAUUGAAGGAGCUGAAAUUAAUAAGAGUCUUUUGGCUCUUAAAGAAUGCAUUCGUGCCCUUGAUAAUGACCAGCUUCAUAUUCCAUUUCGUGGGAGCAAGCUAACUGAAGUGCUUCGUGACUCAUUUGUCGGCAACUCAAGGACUGUUAUGAUAUCUUGCAUUUCGCCUAAUGCUGGUUCUUGUGAACACACCCUCAAUACUCUCAGAUAUGCUGAUAGAGUUAAAAGUCUUUCAAAAAGUGGAAAUUCGAAAAAAGAUCAGGUUGGAAGUUCACAGAUAACUAGUAAAGACUCUUCAUCAGCAAACAUGCCAGUUUCUUCUGAUGGAGAUGACAUCUUCGAGCAACAUCAAGAGGCAAAAGUCAUUGAUACAGGUAGAAGGGGCCAACAAAGAGAGAAUCUCGCUUAUAACACCACAUCAGAUGUUGAGAAACAACUUCCUCCUAGCUCUUCAAGUUAUUCGUAUAACAGCAGGGAUGACAGUGACCUAGAAAAGGAGAAAGGUGAAUCAAAAAAUACAUUCAGUGGCUCAACUAAUCAGAAAGUAUACUUGAUGCCAAGUUCGGCUGAUACUCAAGAUACGGUGCAGAAGGUAUCUCCACCUCGAAGAAAAAGUUACAGAGAAGAAAAAUCUGAAAAGAUUGUUAAUUGGCAGAAGAAAGAUAAUGGUGAUGAAAAAUCUGAGAAAGGUGGUUGGCCAAGACGAGAUGUUAAUAAUUCUGAUUUUUCAACUGUUGGUAGUAAGCAACAAGGAUCUAGUAUUACUAGUGUCAGUAUGUCAUCAAAACACUCGGAACCUGAGAAGCUUCAUGAUGAGAAUGUCAAUGAAAUACUUGAGGAAGAAGAAGCUUUAAUUGCAGCCCACAGGAAAGAGAUUGAGGAUACAAUGGAAAUAGUCCGUGAAGAAAUGAAAUUGCUGGCUGAAGUUGAUAAACCAGGCAGCCUUAUUGACAAUUACGUGACCCAAUUGAGUUUUGUGCUCUCACGCAAAGCAGCAAGUCUUGUCAGCCUCCAGGCUCGACUUGCCAGAUUCCAGCACCGACUCAAAGAGCAGGAAAUACUCAGCCGUAAGAGAGUACCACGUUGAUAUAAACAACACACGUUACAAUAGACAAGUGCAUUAAAAGAUGUUGAUGCCUAUGAAGGUUGGAUUCAGUUAGUUUGAGUGAGAGAGAGAGAGAGAGGGAUGUGUUUGAUUUAAGUGGUGUGGGCUUUUCGAUUGUAAGAGACUACUUGUACAAGAAAACAUUGAGAAGUUGGAAAGAAAAAGAAAGAUUAACCAAAAAACUACUGUUGUGCUGGGUAGUGGUUUUUAAUUGUAAUGGUGGGUUAUAUACAAAUCCCAGCAUAAAAGUAAAAACUAAUUCUACUCUCGCCUCAAAGACUUGGUAUUAUUUCGAUUUCAUUA
Erigeron canadensis is the source of this 2895-nucleotide messenger RNA. RefSeq names its product kinesin-like protein KIN-13A. NCBI's taxonomy places the organism in Eukaryota, Viridiplantae, Streptophyta, Magnoliopsida, Asterales, Asteraceae. The record is from RefSeq and is a predicted model, not a curated record. Gene Ontology annotation, biological process: microtubule-based movement. The transcript has 15 exons. Gene Ontology annotation, molecular function: microtubule binding; ATP binding; microtubule motor activity. Bases 124 to 2574 code for a protein of 816 amino acids.